UUGGCCACUCCUUUGUGUGUGGUACCAAAAUGAAACACUUCUACUCAGUAAUUUUGCUUGAAUUUCAACUCACAACAAUCUUCUUCUUACUCGUCUAUUCAGCAGUUGCAACUGCCUAUGAACAAUGCCACAUUACAAUCUAUAUAUGCAACAAGACCAAAUUGAAGAAAUAAACAUCAGUACCUUAAUAUACUAGAAAUGAGGCUACAACAACUCAACAUGUUACUAGUACUUUUUUUCUUGAUUGUUCUUGCUGGUAGUUUUCCAACCAAAGCAAAAGGUCCAGUGCCACCUUCCAUGGAUUCUCCCAAUCCUCUCUUAGCUGAUCAUUUCCCAGACCAAUAUUGCGUCAUGGAAGAAAUCCCCUUUGGAGUUGAGAAAGACCAAUCAGUAGAUUGGAAGGAAACUUCAGAUGAACAUGUUAUAAUGAUGGACGUGCCGGGGUUGAGAAAAGGUGAGAUAAAGAUCGGAGUGGCAGAGAACGGCAUGCUGAGAAUUAUUGGAGAAAGGAAGAAAGAAGCUGAGAAAAAAGGUGAUCGUUGGCACAAAGUUGAAAGGGUGUACGGAAAAUUCUGGAGACAGUUAAGAUUGCCAGAGAAUGCUGAUUUGGAUUCAAUUAAGGCUAAUAAGGAAAAUGGAGUUCUUACUUUGACAUUUAAUAAGUUGUCGCAUGGUAAGAUCAAAGGUUCUUGUUAGCAAGGAUGAGGAGGAUGAGAAAUCAGGCAAGAUCAAUAAUAAUGGGGAUAGUAGCACUGAACUUUGAAAUAAGCUUUUUAAAUCUAUGUUUGGUUUGAAUAAAGGGAUUUUACCUAAGAUUUAGUUGUUAGUGUGAUGAAAUUAAUCACUUGUUUGAUGAUUAGUGUUGUAGAGGGUUUAGAAAUCUCUAUAGCUAGUUAGGUUUUAUGUCUCUGUAGCUUUAUUUUGUAUGUUUGAUGCUCCUUGA
Medicago truncatula (barrel medic) is the source of this 943-nucleotide messenger RNA. RefSeq names its product 22.7 kDa class IV heat shock protein. The transcript has a single exon. The coding region runs from base 199 to 696 and encodes 165 amino acids. The record is from RefSeq and is a predicted model, not a curated record. Lineage: Eukaryota; Viridiplantae; Streptophyta; Magnoliopsida; Fabales; Fabaceae.